CGAUGGAAAAUUCUGAAAGAAAAAAAGAGGAAAAAAAAAGUAAGAUUUUUAUGUAAUUUGCUUUCUACACCUCCCUCAAAGUUACCUUCCCUCCUUCAAAUAUAACCUAGUUCAAUUGUUUUCACCAGAAAUUACCUAAAACUAACACUAUGGUAGCUUUCUAUUCAAGAUAUCUCCCAUCACUUGAAGAACUUUUACACCUCUUAAAACUCUCUGCAAAUACUAAAAAUCUCAACUUUGGCAAAUCCAUACAUACCCAGUUACUCAUUCGCAACCAAUCUUCAACCCAUCAUUCAUACCGUGAAUUCAACAUUAUUCAACUUAACUCCCUCAUCAAUCUCUAUGUCAAAUGUUCAAAACUCCGUCUCGCGCGUUACCUGUUCGAUGAAAUGUCUCUUAGAAGCGUUGUUUCUUAUAAUGUUUUAAUGGGUGGUUAUUUGCAUAGUGGUGAACAUUUGGAAGUUGUUAAAUUGUUUAAGAAUAUGGUUUCGUCGUUGUAUCAACCGAAUGAGUAUGUGUUUACUACUGUUCUUUCUGCUUGUGCUCAUAGUGGGAGAGUUUUUGAAGGAAUGCAGUGUCAUGGGUUUUUGUUUAAAUUUGGAUUGGUUUUUCAUCAUUUUGUGAAAAGUUCUCUUGUUCAUAUGUAUUCGAAGUGUUUUCAUGUUGAUUUAGCAUUGCAAGUUUUAGAAAGUGAGCAUGGUAAUAUUGAUAAUGAUAAUGAUGCUUUUUGUUAUAACUCUGUGUUGAAUGCGCUUGUGGAAUCCGGGCGUUUGGGAGAGGCCGUGGAAGUUUUGGGGAGGAUGGUGGAUGAAGGGGUUGUUUGGGACAGUGUUACGUAUGUUAGUGUUAUGGGACUUUGUGGUCAGAUUAGAGAUUUGGGAUUGGGUUUGCAAGUUCAUGCGCAGUUGUUGAAAGGCGGUUUGACGUUUGAUGUAUUUGUUGGUAGUAUGUUGGUAGAUAUGUUUGGGAAGUGUGGCGAUGUUUUGAGUGCGAGGAAAGUUUUUGACGGUUUGCAAAAUCGGAAUGUGGUGGUAUGGACAUCUCUCAUGACUGCUUACUUGCAGAAUGGAGAAUUUGAGGAGACUUUGAAUCUGCUUUCGUGUAUGGAUCGAGAAGGUACUAUGUCCAACGAGUUCACUUUUGCGGUUUUGCUUAAUGCUUUUGCAGGUAUGGCGGCACUCAGACAUGGCGAUCUAUUGCAUGCUCGAGUUGAGAAGUUAGGUAUUAAGAAUCGUGUUAUUGUCGGGAAUGCUUUGAUAAAUAUGUAUUCCAAGUGUGGCUGCAUUGAUUCUUCAUAUGAUGUGUUCUUUGAUAUGAGAAAUCGGGAUAUUAUCACUUGGAAUGCUAUGAUAUGUGGGUAUUCCCAACAUGGACUUGGUAAACAAGCUUUACUACUCUUUCAAGACAUGCUGUCUGCUGGAGAAUGUCCAAACCAUGUAACCUUUGUCGGCGUUCUAUCUGCUUGUGCUCAUUUGGCUCUUGUAAACGAAGGGUUUUACUAUUUGAAUCAGCUAAUGAAACAUUUUAAGGUUGAGCCAGGAUUGGAGCACUACACCUGUGUGGUUGCGGUUUUGUGCAGAGCUGGUAUGCUUGAAGAGGCUGAGAACUUCAUGAGGACAACACAAGUGAAAUGGGAUGUUGUUGCGUGGCGAGUAUUGCUUAACGCCUGCAAUAUUCAUCGAAAUUAUAACUUGGGGACAAAAAUUGCAGAAACUAUUUUACAGAUGGAUCCUCGUGACAUGGGGACAUAUACAUUGCUAUCAAAUAUGUAUGCAAAGGCACGUAGCUGGGACAGUGUUACAAUGAUUAGGAAAAUGAUGAGGGAAAGAAACGUUAAGAAGGAACCUGGAGUGAGUUGGAUUGAGAUAAGAAAUGCCGUCCACGUCUUUUCUUCAGAUGGAAGCAAUCAUCCAGAGUGUAUUCAAAUUUACAACAAGGUUCAGCUAUUGCUGGAAAUGAUUAAGCAACUGGGGUAUGUGCCGAAUAUUGAAGCCGUGCUGCAUGAUGUGGAAGAUGAACAGAAGGAAAGCUAUCUUAAUUACCACAGCGAGAAGCUGGCCAUAGCAUAUGGCCUCAUGAAAAUACCUUCUCCGGCACCCAUCCGCGUAAUUAAAAACCUUCGGAUAUGUGAAGAUUGUCACACAGCUGUAAAACUAAUAUCAAAGGUCACAAACAGGUUGAUAAUUGUUAGAGAUGCUAGUCGAUUUCAUCAUUUUCGUGAUGGGACCUGUACUUGUACCGACCACUGGUAGCAUUUUCACAAGUUUAAUAUGAUCAUGAUUGUUUGAAGUGAAUAUCACAGGCUCUACACCUAUUAGCAUGAACUGCAGCUUAAGAAUAUCAAGCAUAGUCUGAGAAUGUACAUUCAGCAUGGAUUACACCAGUUUAAAUUUUAAGGUUCUUGCUUGUGAUCUGAGAUUAUUCAAAUCAAUUCCAUUUUCAUUUGACCUAAAACUAAAUUACAUAUAUAACAUGUUAGGAUAUAGAAUAAAGGGGAAUUAAAGUAGUUAAGAGUGAUUAGAGAGGUAAGUUAGUCAGUUAGUUAGAGGAAUAUUGGUAUAAAUAGGAGAAUGCAAGGAUAGAGAUUAUCAUUGAGGAUUGUUAACUUUUGUGAAUAGAGUAGUGACUCUGUUAUAGUAGAAGUAGAAAAUCCUUGGAGGGGAGUUUUCUUUCCUAUUCUCUCUAUUUUUUAUUCUUUCAACAACAUAGUUCUUCAUUUGAAUUCAAUUCUCUGGGUUCCUAACAGAAUGCUUGUAUCUUUUAACGUUGGACUGAAAAGGAAAUCUUCUCUGAAAUGGUUGACAGAUGUAUGAUAGAGGAUACAAGCCGAUGUAAUCACUUACAAUUCUUUCAUAAAUGCUUUCUGCAAAAGCCAUCAAAUUGGUAAGCCAACUGCAUUGCUAAAGAAAAUUAAAGAUCACGGUAUACAGGCAAAUGUGUACAUGUACAGUGUACUUGUUGAUGGACUUUGCAGAGAUGGAAGACAUAAGGAUGCACAAAAGAUUUUUAAGGAUCUUUAGAUUAAAGGCUACAAUGUAAACAUUGUGACAUAUAAUGUUAUGAUCAUUGGCUUUGCUGUCAAAAAUGAAGACAAAGGUUGCAAACCCUAAUUCUGUAACUUAUGAAACAAUGAUUCGUGCUCUCUUUAAGAAAGAUGUGGUGUGUUGUUCUUUUUAGCCUUAUGUUCCCCUGUUUUAUAUGGAGCAUAUGUUGGUGAA
This is a messenger RNA of Medicago truncatula (barrel medic), 3218 nucleotides long. Its product is annotated as pentatricopeptide repeat-containing protein At5g39680. Gene Ontology annotation, biological process: RNA modification. NCBI's taxonomy places the organism in Eukaryota, Viridiplantae, Streptophyta, Magnoliopsida, Fabales, Fabaceae. Bases 150 to 2252 code for a protein of 700 amino acids. The record is from RefSeq and is a predicted model, not a curated record. Gene Ontology annotation, molecular function: zinc ion binding; RNA binding; protein binding. The transcript has 2 exons.